Saxophila tyrrhenica is the source of this 1881-nucleotide messenger RNA. RefSeq lists its product as uncharacterized. Gene Ontology annotation, cellular component: nucleus; ARC complex. Gene Ontology annotation, biological process: RNA processing; regulatory ncRNA-mediated gene silencing. NCBI's taxonomy places the organism in Eukaryota, Fungi, Ascomycota, Dothideomycetes, Mycosphaerellales, Extremaceae. Gene Ontology annotation, molecular function: RNA binding. Bases 1 to 1881 code for a protein of 626 amino acids. The record is from RefSeq and is a predicted model, not a curated record. The transcript is spliced from 2 exons.
AUGGCGGAAAGACAGCGGCUAUGGUCCGGAGGUCACAGAGCUGGCCUGGAGGGGUCACCAACCAACAUGGCGACCACUGCUGAAGAAGAGGCGCCACCCACCGUGCCGACCAUCACCGUCGAGGGAGAGCCCAUUAACGAUGACCUCGCAGUCACUUCUGAAGAGCAAGGCACCAACGGCACGAACAAGACUGGCGGCCCGGUGAACCCACCCAUCACCAACUGGCAAACACCGCAAACCGCCGCGCACCCCAAAGCAGCCGAGAUCAUCCACCAAGUCGAGUUUUACUUCGGCGACGACAACCUCAGUCAAGAUGCCCACCUUCUCGGCCUCAUCCGCGAAGGCAAAGGCACCGUCAGCCUCAACGAGAUCACCGGCUUCCGGAAGAUGCGGCAGUUCAGGCCCAAGACCGCUGUCAGAGAAGCUCUCAAGCAGAGUACCUUCCUUGAGCUUUCUGCCGAUGGCAAGCGUAUCCGCCGCAAGACUCCGCUCGGGAAGCGCAUGACGGUGAAGCCGAAGAUCAACCUGGAUAGGCAGAAGAAGACUAUCCCGGAAGACAAGCCAUGGCUGACCAGGGGCAUGAUGAAGGCGACGGGGUUUGAGGAGUACGCUACCGAUGGCCCCAUCAGACCUGCGGAGUAUGAACAGGAUCGCGAGGACUAUGCCGAAGACGUGUCGUUCACUACCCGCAUCGAGACUGCAGUCGCGAGGUUCAGUGCAAGACGCAAAAUGCACCAAGAGACUCGUCAGAUCUUCAGCCGGUACAUGAUCUAUGGCGGCAUGGAGGGUGGGCAGAACAUGUUCACUGGGGGUGCAUUGAGCAAAGAGGAAACGGAAGGCUUAAGCAGGAAGGAGAUUGCUGAGAAGACUGCUUACUACGGCGUUUCUGAGCGGGUGUUGGAUGGGUUCGAUGUCUUUGAAGGGGAGGACACUUGGCACGUUGACUUCGAAGCGACCGCCAAAGGCUUCCUGUCGUCCCAGCUCAUGGACAUGCUGAACUGGCACGAUCAGGCCAAGGUCGAGACGGCGACGAACGUGCUGCGGAGCUUCUACAACUACCUGCUCCUCCAUGACGUCUGCCCGAAGUACAAGGACCAGCUGAUGCGUGCGCGCAAAGUCUGCGAUCUCGCUGAAGAAGAGCUGCCGAAGCUUGCCAUCGUCGACAAGAGCCUGCCAGGCGGCUUCAACACCGCGUGUUCCACUCUCUUCGGCGGCAACUACGCCGGCCUCCACGCUGAGGGCGACUGGGUAGUCGAAGGCGACGACGUAGGCUGGACCAUGGCAGAUGCGAAGAAGAUCUUCCUCACCGGCGUUGCGGCCUACGGCACCGAAGAGCAGUUCGCCGCCGUCGAGAACAACAUCGCUAACACCCACCCCUUCCAAGUCAUCUCUACCGAAAAUCUCGGUCUCGAAAUCACCGGCAUGGAUUUCAUGACCGAAGAAGCUAAGCAGAUCUACGACGAUUCCCGCCUCAGCAACACCAUCGUCAAGCCCAUGGGCCGCCUGCACUGCGUCCGCUGGGACCCCCCUCAUGCGCCAUCGAUGGAUAUGCCGAAGUCUGCGCUGAAGGCGAAGAAGGGCCAAGAGUUCGAUUUCGUAAUGGACGAAGAGAUUCUCAAGUCCUGCUAUCCCGGGUUGAAGAUGGAGGUCUGUGUCAAGGAGCUGGAUAUCGGGAUCAAGUGGAUCGACUACCUGGAGACUUCGUAUGCGAGCUUCUUCACGUGGUUGGUGAAUGAGGAUAUUCGGGAGUGGAAGGAGCCCGGGCUGCCGAAGGGGUACAUGACGAGGCAGCCGGACGGGAUGGGAAUGGAGGUUGCGGAGGUAUCGCGGGAUGAUGAGGGCGACGGACAGAAUGAUUAUGAUGAUGAGGAGCCCGAUUGA